CCUUAUCUUAUCCAAUCCAAAUCGUAACCGCUAGUCAGAGCAACGGAAAACGAAACCUCCAUCUUCAUUCUUCAACCUCUCUAGUCUCAUUUUCAAUUAUAAACAACUCGCUUUCAUUUUCAAAUCUUCCACCAUUAUAUUCGGUAAUCUCCAAAACCAUACUAGUCAACACCUCCAAACUCUGACCCUUUUCACACAUUUCUCCAUCGAUGGCUCAAAGUACAGAGAAGGACCUCAUGAACAGAGUGAACAGAAGAAUGGCCUCCAUCUCCAACCAUCUGACUCCGAUCAAUACAAUUCCCAACUCCAUUACUCUGUCGCACACAUCUUCCAUGGACGACAGCUACCACCGGACCCACGGCCAAGUCCCGACUCACCAAGUUGUCUGGGAAGCUGCUGCUGUUGACGAGUCCGGCAAGGAGUUCACUGACAUUAUCUACGAGAAAUCCGUCGGCGAAGGAAUAGCAAAGAUUACGAUUAAUAGGCCGGAGAGAAGGAAUGCGUUCCGGCCGCAGACGAUUAAGGAGCUGAUCCGGGCUUUUAAUGAUGCCAGGGACGAUAGUUCCAUUGGCGUUAUUGUUCUUACUGGGAAGGGAACCAAGGCAUUUUGUAGCGGUGGUGAUCAGGCUUUGAGAAGCACGGAUGGUUAUUCUGAUUUUGAAAAUUUUGGUCGUCUUAAUGUUUUAGACCUUCAGGUUCAGAUUCGUCGUCUUCCAAAGCCAGUAAUUGCCAUGGUGGCUGGUUAUGCUGUUGGGGGAGGGCAUGUGUUGCACAUGGUAUGUGAUCUAACCAUUGCAGCAGACAAUGCUAUUUUUGGUCAAACUGGCCCUAAGGUUGGAAGCUUUGAUGCUGGUUAUGGGAGUUCGAUCAUGUCCCGCUUGGUUGGGCCUAAAAAAGCACGUGAAAUGUGGUUUCUAGCAAGGUUUUACACAGCUGCUGAAGCAGAGAAAAUGGGACUUGUUAACACUGUUGUACCGCUUGAGAAUUUAGAGCAAGAAACGGUUAAAUGGUGUCGAGAAAUCCUAAGAAACAGCCCAACUGCAAUUCGGGUGUUGAAAUCAUCUCUUAAUGCAGUUGAUGAUGGUCAUGCUGGACUCCAGGAACUUGGUGGAAAUGCAACACUCAUAUUCUAUGGCACUGAGGAAGGAAAUGAAGGGAAGACAGCAUAUAUGCAACGUCGACGUCCAGAUUUCACAAAGUUUCCCAGGCGACCUUAAUAUUGAACCAUCCCCAAUGUAAUAUAGCUUGCCAUUGUUUGUUUUCUCUUGUUGGAUGACUGAUUUGGUUCUGGGGUUGGUGGACUGGAGAUCUAGAUUGAAAUAAUUACACAUACGGUUGAUUUCACCUUGUAAGGUAUUUUUUCAAAAUAAUUGAUCCUUUCACUCAA
Messenger RNA from Rosa rugosa (rugosa rose), 1387 nucleotides. RefSeq names its product 1,4-dihydroxy-2-naphthoyl-CoA synthase, peroxisomal. Gene Ontology annotation, molecular function: 1,4-dihydroxy-2-naphthoyl-CoA synthase activity. Gene Ontology annotation, cellular component: cytosol. Gene Ontology annotation, biological process: menaquinone biosynthetic process. Bases 210 to 1217 code for a protein of 335 amino acids. NCBI's taxonomy places the organism in Eukaryota, Viridiplantae, Streptophyta, Magnoliopsida, Rosales, Rosaceae. The record is from RefSeq and is a predicted model, not a curated record. The transcript has 9 exons.